Rhodamnia argentea is the source of this 1095-nucleotide messenger RNA. Its product is annotated as BRASSINOSTEROID INSENSITIVE 1-associated receptor kinase 1-like. The record is from RefSeq and is a predicted model, not a curated record. Gene Ontology annotation, biological process: protein phosphorylation. Gene Ontology annotation, molecular function: ATP binding; protein kinase activity. The transcript has a single exon. Bases 1 to 1095 code for a protein of 364 amino acids. Lineage: Eukaryota; Viridiplantae; Streptophyta; Magnoliopsida; Myrtales; Myrtaceae.
AUGGUCUUCAAGUUUUCAACCCUCGACCUCACCGAAGAUCCCCCUGAUUUCGAUCUGCAAUCACCACCUGCUUCUCGGUCAUCGACGAUUUGUCUGCCGCUUAAUCCUGCUGGCUGCAAUUUCAUCAAAGCUAUAGCACCCCGCCAGGUGGCCGCCACUGCUUCCCAGCCCUUGGCCGAUUCAGCUUCCAAGUUUGGUUGCUGGAGGCCAAGCGAAUCAGUCCAAUUUCCGGUGGAAGGACGCCUUAAAAGGUUCACUUUCCGUGAGCUGAAGGUCGCCACCAACAACUUCAGCGAGACAAAGAAGGUGGGUGAGGGCGGGUACAGUUGCGUGUAUGAAGGACUCCUGGGGGACGGCUCCAGGGUGUCGAUAAAAAGACUCGCCAGACAGACCUCUCAGGCAUGCACACUCCAUGCUGAAGUAAAAUUGGGGAACAUGAUCUGUCAUCGGAAUCUGGUUCGGGUUAAAGGCUUUUGUUCGUCAUCGAAGCAUAGAGAAAACUUGCUUGUGUACGCUUUCAUGGUGAACGGAAGCCUAGACUCUCUUUUAAGCGGACAGUCAGCAGAGAAGCUCCCACUUGAUUGGCCCACCAGGAAGAAGAUAGCGAUUGGAGCUGCGAGAGGGCUCUCCCAUUUGCAUGAUCUAAGGAUAAUUCACAGGGACAUUAAACCCAAUAACAUACUGUUGGAUGAGGACUUUGAGGCUCAUGUUGCAGAUUGUGGGAUGGCCUUGUUCCUGGACGAGUACAAAGAGAAAGCUGUUUCCGAAAGAGAACCCAAUGGUGAAGACGCCUAUUUUACCAACUGCGCAGUGGGGACACUUUAUUACAUGGAUCCGGGGCGCUUUACAGGAAUGAACUCGGUAAAGAGCGAUGUUUAUGGGUUUGGCGUGACGCUUCUUGAACUCAUAAGCGAUCGAAGAGCUUGGGAAACAACCUGUCUAGAUGAAAAUAAACUGGAGCUGCCUCAAUUGGCACACACCCUUUCAGAAAACGAACAGUUGGAAAGGCUAGUCGAUACCGAUAUGCCGGGCGGCUAUAACAAGGGUGAAGUCGAGAGAACCGCCCGCCUGGCUCUACUUUGCACGCAGCUCUGA